AUGGAUGAGGAAUACGACGUCAUCGUUCUCGGGACUGGGUUAACGGAAUGUAUUCUAUCGGGAUUGCUCUCUGUCGAGGGCAAGAAGGUUCUGCACAUGGACCGCAACGAUUACUAUGGGGGAGAUAGUGCAAGUCUUAACUUGACACAACUAUAUCGCAAGUUCCGCCCCGACAAAGCACCCCCUUCUGAUCUAGGUCGUGAUAGAGAUUAUGCAAUAGAUUUGAUUCCAAAAUUUAUCAUUGCUGCGGGCGAACUCACCAAGAUCCUCGUCCACACCGAGGUAACGAAAUACCUAGAAUUCAAACAAAUCGCGGGAAGCUUUGUAUUUCGCGAUGGGAGAAUAUCAAAAGUCCCAAGCACGGAAUUGGAGGCCGUAAAGAGUCCGCUGAUGGGUUUAUUUGAAAAGCGUCGAGCGAAGAAGUUCUUCGAGUUCUUACAGAAUUGGAGGGAAGAUGAUCCGGCUACGCAUCAAGGCGUCGACCUUGACAAGGACACUAUGAAAUCCAUUUAUGAGAAGUUCGGUCUCGAAACUGGUACUCAAGACUUCAUUGGCCACGCUAUGGCACUCUAUCUUGACGACGACUACAUCACCAAAUCCGCCCGAGAAGCUUACGAUCGUAUCAUCCUUUACACAUCCUCGAUGGCCCGAUACGGAAAGUCGCCUUAUAUCUACCCUCUUUACGGCCUCGGCGAACUUCCGCAAGCAUUUGCCCGCCUUAGCGCUAUCUAUGGGGGGACCUACAUGCUUGAUAAGCGUAUUGACGAGAUUGUUGUCGACAAGGCAACAGGUCAAUUCGUCGGCGUACGAAGUGGUGAAGAGACGGUCAAGGCCAAACUUGUUAUCGGGGAUCCGAGUUACUUCAGUGGGACGACUACGGCGGGUGAAGCGGGAAAGGUUAGAGUCCUCGAAGAAGGGAAGGUCGUUCGGGCGAUUUGCCUGUUGAAGCAUCCUAUACCCGGUACAGACAACGCAGACAGUGUUCAGAUUAUCAUCCCUCAGAACCAAGUGGGAAGACGAAAUGAUAUCUACAUCGCUUCCGUCUCAUCUACGCACAACGUCUGCGCCAAAGACAUAUACAUUGCUAUUGUGAGCACAAUUGUCGAGACCAACAGACCCCAUGAAGAAAUUGUACCCGGUCUUAAUCUCCUUGGACCCAUUCACGAUAAGUUCGUGUCCAUUUCCCCGCUUUACGUUCCAACCACAUCCGGCAAGGAGGAUAAUAUCUACAUUACACGCUCCUAUGACGCCACUUCACAUUUCGAGACUGUCGUGAAGGAUGUCGAAGAUGUCUGGAAGCGUGUCAUUGGAAGCGAGCUUGUUCUCAAGAAGAAAGAGGAGGCUAACGUAGUGGGGUAG
Messenger RNA from Cantharellus anzutake, 1359 nucleotides. Its product is annotated as putative GDI1-GDP dissociation inhibitor. NCBI's taxonomy places the organism in Eukaryota, Fungi, Basidiomycota, Agaricomycetes, Cantharellales, Hydnaceae. Gene Ontology annotation, cellular component: cytoplasm. The record is from RefSeq and is a predicted model, not a curated record. Gene Ontology annotation, biological process: small GTPase-mediated signal transduction; protein transport; vesicle-mediated transport. The transcript has 6 exons. Bases 1 to 1359 code for a protein of 452 amino acids. Gene Ontology annotation, molecular function: Rab GDP-dissociation inhibitor activity.